Messenger RNA from Oncorhynchus mykiss (rainbow trout), 1262 nucleotides. Lineage: Eukaryota; Metazoa; Chordata; Actinopteri; Salmoniformes; Salmonidae. The record is from RefSeq and is a predicted model, not a curated record.
UGGUUUGGUUGGUAUGUCAGUACUUGCAAGAACUUGAAAACGUUUUGUGGGCUGACAUGCAUUCUGUAACUCACGACUGCUUCUUCAACUAAAAACUUCAACCUGGACUAAGCCCAUAAGAUUGUCUUAAGAUAUUUUCAGCAACGUCAUGCAGGAACUUCUCCUUAGGCUGCUGAGCGAUAAAGAUCUAGAGGUCAACAUCCUUGCCAGUCCAUACCAGAUACAGAUGGAGCCAGUCAUGGAUUUAACUAAGUACUGUGUCAACACAACUGUAAAGAGGAGGGGAGGCGAGACCAAGAGCAUGAAAUAUCUGUGAGUCUCUCUCUGGAUGUGCAAUGGUUCCCUAAUCUGCAUACUCAUACUGAGGGAACAAGACUAUUUGUCGUUUGACAUCUUGUGCCUGUCAUUGACACAACAGACCAAACUCAUGAUUAUGGAACCCGUCUCACAACAAAACCUCAUGUUAGAAUGUCAGAUCUGUCUGAACUGCUACAAUUUGCGGCACAGGCCCAAGCUCUUGGACUGCCAACACACCUGCUGCUCUGUGUGCUUGACCCAGAUGAAGAUGAGCCUGAGUGAGCUGCGCUGCCCCUGGUGUCGCUCUGUCACCACCCUGCCACCUGGGGUCUCCGUCUCCCAGCUCCCAGAUGACCCGGACAUUAUGGCCGUCAUCUCUGUCCCAUCCCCCCCAGAAUACACACCUGUCUUCUUCAAACAGCUGCUUAGUAACACCUGCUACCUGUCUAUAGACCACCAAGAGAGGGCCACAGUGCCUGGUGAACAUUCAGGUAGGCACUUGCAGGCUGGGCAGACAAAGGAGAUGUCUCCAGUGCCUGUGUCUGACGAGGGAAGCCCAGGGUUGGGGGAGGAACAUGGGGAGAGGGAGAAAGGUUGUUGUAAGAGCUCGUUCACGACCAGGGCAGGCUUAGUGGUUCUUCUGGGUUUUGUCCUACUCUUACUUGUGUACAUUGUACUGUACAACAUGAAAUGCAUUUACAAACGGUUCACCAUGAUAUCCUGUGCCUAAAAGACUGGAUACUAAUAAGCUGUUUGGAAUCUUUCUAUCUCACUCCCCAAAAUGACUGGACAUUGUCACAAUGCCAGUAUUCAGGCUAUUUCUUAACCAGAGAUAGUGCUGUCGUACUGAGGGAAGAAAUGGUUGUUAUACUUUGUUUUAGGAAUGUGUACAGAUAUAAUGAUGAAUUUGAAUUUUUCAAAGGAUUUUUCAUAUUGUUGUGCAAUAAAGAGUUAAAACAAUAUAA